This is a messenger RNA of Vigna unguiculata (cowpea), 564 nucleotides long. RefSeq lists its product as uncharacterized. Lineage: Eukaryota; Viridiplantae; Streptophyta; Magnoliopsida; Fabales; Fabaceae. The record is from RefSeq and is a predicted model, not a curated record.
AUGGAGGCCCUCCGCCAGCUGGAGGAGAACAAAGCGGCUGCCCCUGUGUUGGGCCCUGAACCACGACCUGCAGUCAAGGAGUGGAGCCUAGAGAAUUUUCUGAAGCACCACCCGGCGAAGUUUGACGGGAAGACUAGUCCUGACGCCGCAGACCAAUGGCUGAAGGACCUGGAGUGCAUUUAUGAUGCGAAGAACAGGUUGGCGUUCUUCGUGUACAUGCUCACAGGAGAGGCAGAGCAUUGGUGGAGUAGUACUAGAUCCAUCCUGGAGGAGAGAGAUGAGCCAGUGACAUGGGAGGUUUUCAGGGAGAGAUUCCUCUUAGAGUACUUCCUAGAGAGCAUCCGGUACGCCAAGGAGGUGGAGUUCCUCCAGUUGACCCAGGGAAGGAAGACAGUGAUGGAGUAUGCUGAGAGGUUCAAACACCUCAUCCGUUUCUACACCCUGCCACUCGAUGAGGAGUGGCGAUGCCAUUGUCGAGAGAAGAAGCUACUUUUUCCCGACGUAGUGGAGCCUGAGUUGGUGUCUUCUCAGCGUGUUAUGAAGGAACUACAUGACGACGCGUAG